AUGGGAAAAGUUCACGGAGGUUUAACAAGAGCUGGUAAAGUCAGAAAUCAAACUAAGAAACCAGAAAAAGUAGAUACUGGAAAGAAGAAAUUCCCAUCAGGAAGAGCCUAUCUUAGAUAUCUUUAUAGUAAGAGAAUGGUUAUGUUGAACGGCGAUAACAAGAAGUACAAGUUCAACCCACAAAGAAUUAACUAA
Molecule: messenger RNA, 195 nt
Organism: Entamoeba nuttalli P19
Lineage: Eukaryota; Evosea; Mastigamoebida; Endamoebidae
Product: ribosomal protein s30, putative
Exons: 1
Coding region: 1-195 (64 amino acids)
Biological process (GO): translation
Cellular component (GO): cytosolic small ribosomal subunit; ribosome
Molecular function (GO): structural constituent of ribosome
Source: RefSeq, a predicted model, not a curated record